Messenger RNA from Neurospora crassa OR74A, 2521 nucleotides. RefSeq names its product citrate lyase beta subunit. The record is from RefSeq and is a predicted model, not a curated record. The coding region runs from base 199 to 1158 and encodes 319 amino acids. NCBI's taxonomy places the organism in Eukaryota, Fungi, Ascomycota, Sordariomycetes, Sordariales, Sordariaceae. The transcript has 3 exons. Gene Ontology annotation, biological process: oxaloacetate metabolic process. Gene Ontology annotation, molecular function: catalytic activity; magnesium ion binding.
CUUCUGUUGACUUUCUCCCCUCUUCCCGAUUUACAGACAGUAGUCACUGAGUGGUUUAGGAUGCUCUCGGGCCUUUGUUAGCAGUGUAUGCAGUGGAUGAGUGGCUGGGUCGGUCAUACUUGUGAGCCCAGAUAGUUUCCAUCCCGUCAACAUCCAGACAUACCGCAGAGCCCACCUGUUGACUUGAAACUGAACAUCAUGGCUACCUCUUCCGUCCUCCGUCGGGCGCUCCUAUAUGUUCCUGCGUCUUCUCAGAAGUUCAUGACCAAGUCACUCUCCUUGGCUAGUGAUAAUAUCACCUAUGACCUUGAGGACUCGGUGACUCCAGCAAACAAGCAGACCGCUCGCACACAAUUGCGCGACCACCUGUCCUCACUUUCGGACAAGCCGGCCUCCAUUGGAGAGCUUGCUGUACGCAUCAAUGCUGUCUCGACGCCCUAUGCGCUUGAUGAUCUGACCACUCUCGCAAGCGCCCCAAACCUUGACGCCAUUGUCAUCCCAAAGGUCAACAGUGCUAGUGAUCUGUCCUUCGUUACAGAUGUCAUUCGCCAUGCUGCACCACAGCGACAUUCUUCUAACCCCACGGCAAGCCCUCUCAAGCUACUUGCCUUGAUUGAAUCGGCCCGAGCAGUCAUGGAUUUGCGCUCGAUAUGUGCUGCGUCACCGUAUCUGAGUGGUCUGAUCUUUGCUGCUGAGGAUUUUGCGUUGGACCUGUCUAUUACGCGAACGCCAGGUUUGGCCGAGUUUUUGUACGCCAGAAGUGCUAUUGUAACUGCUGCCAGAGCAUUCGAUCUCCCUAGCUCCAUUGACCUUGUUUGUACCUCAUACAAGGGUCCAGAGGGGGUAAAGCAGCUAGAGGAGGAGUGUCAAAACGGCAAGGAGAUGGGCUUCAACGGAAAGCAGUGUAUCCACCCCAGUCAGGUCGAAGUGACUCAGCGAAUGUUUGCUCCAGCAGAGGCCGAGGUUGAGUGGUACGUUCGUAUCCUCGUUGCCGAUGCUCAGGCCUCUGCAGCUGGUCGAGGUGCUUGGACCUUGGACGGAAAGAUGAUUGAUGCUCCUGUGGUUGGAAAGGCUCGGGCGGUAGUCGCCAAAGCCGCAAAAUGUGGAAUGGAUAUCGAAAACAUUAAAGCAAAGUGGAAAGAUCAAAAGCCGGAGUGAUGGCUUCUCUGCUGGAUCAGGUCACAUCUCAGAACUCGCGAGGAUCUUCCCACAGUCUCGGUAACCGGGUAUCUUGACCCCCUAUGCCCUGCCCGUAAUGCUCUAGGUCGAAAUAUUCGGGAUCCUGUACCUGGAUAUGUGCUGUGUCUGUUGGAAGUUGAUGCUGAUUGUACCACGCAGUGUCCCGAAGAAAUGUAUCAUUGCCUUCGGGAUAUAAACCAUGGCCGAGCUGCUGCCGCCCUAUACCUUCAGUCAGGUCUGGACCAUGGGGCUGUGAUCCAUCCAUUUCUUCGUUGUUGGUGGAACUCUGCAGAGCUUCUUGCUCGAUUCUGCGGAUGUAAUCUUCCAUACUUUCACGAGGCGGAUCCUGCGUAUGAGCAUACAAAAGCUGAGCUGGAGGACAUGAAAUAGACCUUGAAAUUUGAUCAACUGCAGGGCGCAAAGAGGUUGGUUGGUGAGAAGGCAUUACAGCCCGAACUCUUUCAGGCGGAACGAGUUUCGUAUAGCGACCGGAUGCUUGCUUAGGAGAAGGCUCCUGAUAUGUUUGCCAGCCUUCUUGGGCAAACAAGUUACGCGCUGCUACAAACGGCUGAGAAAAGAGUCUAUCCCUGGCAUUAGAGGUAACCCAGGCUUGUGGUUGAGGUUGGAACUGUGGCUGCGGUGGUACAUCUAGUAGCGUUGUUGCUGUUGUAUUGGAUGAGGGCUGCUCAUAUACAGUUCUCUUGUCCAUAGUUGGCAAUGCUUCUGCAGGCAGCAUGGAGACACGUUGUUUGAGGUUACUGUUUUCGUCUGCUGUCAUGACUGCGGAAUCUUGAUACUGGGGUAUAGAAUUUUUUGGGUAUUGGCGAUUUUGAUUCCGAUCUGCAUCAAACGAUGUCUGGACUUGAGCAUCCUGGUACACUAUCGAUUUCCGUGGAUGACGCUUUGCUCUCGAAGCUGGUCUAAUCUUGAAAUCCUCCGAAACCACAUGUGGGCCCUUUAUUUCCCGCUCCUGCAGGACAAGCUUCCGAGCAGAACUUUGAAUGCUCUUCCGGGGUUUCUCUGAAAUGGAAACGUUGGACACUGGCGCCGGAUCCCUGUCACUUGUUGACCAUGUGAAAUAUGUAGUUGAUCUGCUACUCGGACGAUUUGGUAGGACAAGUAUUGAAUCAUCACCACGCGAAGAGAAAAGAGAGUCUGGCCGGAGAGAAGCAGGCGAAGGCUGUCUGGUAGAGCCAGUGCUUCUACUUGGAAGAAGCGAAGGGCUGGGUGAAUCAUGUGUUCGUUGCUGGCGGAUAUCUGAAGCCGGAUGUCUAGCAGUAGCAGUGUCGUAUCGUUGUUCUCGAUGAGGUCGGUAGUGUAUUUUCUCAGCUUCCGCUUUUUC